Molecule: messenger RNA, 1675 nt
Organism: Scatophagus argus
Lineage: Eukaryota; Metazoa; Chordata; Actinopteri; Scatophagidae
Gene: ubxn2a
Product: UBX domain protein 2A
Exons: 7
Coding region: 169-939 (256 amino acids)
Biological process (GO): nuclear membrane reassembly; Golgi organization; membrane fusion
Cellular component (GO): cytosol; nucleus
Molecular function (GO): ubiquitin binding
Source: RefSeq, a predicted model, not a curated record
GAGGAGAUGCUGAGCUCAGCAGUGUAGUGUCAUUACGACAAGAGGAGUCGAUUUACGGUACAGUUACGUCAGACGUAUUGCUCAGCAGAAGCGACGGAACUUAUGGCUGCAGAUGUGUAGCCCGGGAUUCACUGCCAAAACACGGACUGAUGGAAAACACAAAACGUCAUGAAAGAGAUUGACACUGUGGGGGGUGAGAGAGAUAAAAACAGUGAAGAAAAUGAAGAGGAGGCUCCAAUGAGGCGUAGUUUCUCGGUAGAAGACCUCCUCGAUGAGGUGGAGAAGAUCUGUUACGAUGCCUCAGGGACGUCAAAGGUGGAGAUGGUGGUGAGGCUAUGGAAAGACGGUUUCACUGUAAAUGACGAGGAGUUUCGCAGCUACUCUGUACCAGAGAAUCAAGACUUCCUGGACGCAAUCAAAAGGGGAUGCCAAGGCUGGUCUUUAAUUUGUCUCAGGGAGCUUCCAGCAGAGUGGGAGAGCAGAGCAGAAGAGGAAGAGCUGGAGAUCAGCGUGGAGGAUCUGACAGAAGAAAAUUAUGUUCCCAAGAAAAAAGCUUUUCACCCCUUCAGUGGACGAGGAUACCGACUUGGCAGUGUUGCACCCAGAGUAGUGGCCAGGUCACCAUCUGUGCACGAGGACGGAGAAUCUCUUCCUAUUCCCAUGGUAACACUAGACCACGCCCUUCCUGUUACCUCCCUGCAGAUCUGGUUGGCUGAUGGCAGGAGAUUGGUGCAGAGGUUUAACCUAUCGCAUCGGAUCACCGAUGUUCAAGAUUUUGUGGCACGCUCCCAGAGGAGCUGCCCCCCUUUUGUCCUGACGACAUCACUUCCUUUCCGGGAGCUCAAUGACAAAGAAUUGAGUCUUGAAGAGGCUGAUUUGGCGAACGCUGUCAUUGUCCAGAGACCCCUGAACACACAGGCUCCAUUUGGACACUCCUGACUAAAAGGACCCUGUUAUUCAUUUAUCCCUCUCCAUAACCCUGAUUGCAGUCUCAAGGCCUCCUAUAGCUUAUAAUAUAUAGAAGAACUUAUAAUGUUCCUUGAUCCAGCAGUUUGUGCAUUUGAUCAUUGUUAAGUCACUCCAAAGUAUGUUAAUCACUGUGGGGGAUUAUCUACAGUAUAAUGGAGAUGUCACUUGUCUCCAUUACCACAGGUAGUCCUGUCAAUGCUUACUUUGCCUUCUUUCUCUGGAGGACUUUUACCUGCCAACAGUCUCCCUGAAGCCCCAGACUCCAGAAAAAAACUGUCAAGGCAAACCAAUCUUGUCCCCUGUGCAGAUGGUCAACCAUGUGUGUCCAUCUGUUGGCCUUCACCAUGUAACCCUCCCUCCUUUCCCUCACACACGCAGUCCACCACCAGCACAGCCGACCUGCUCUCCAAAGUCUUCCCAAAUGGUCUCCACCAGUCUGCACAAUUUACAGAAACAAAGAGUGUUUGUGUCUUUUAGUUUACAGAUAUAUUUAAUGAACAUGUGAUGUUUUGUUUGCACUUUAUUAUGACUUAUAAAGAGUUAUUUAAGUUGGCCUGACUUUAUCGGUUUUGCAAUUUUAUGCAUUUCUUGUGAACAUUUGCCUUUGUUUUGAGGUGGGGUGUGGUCUAAUUCAGAAUGUAGGUUACAGUGUGUUGUUUUAUUUGACAUAUCACAAAUCAAGGUACAAUUAAAAACCUUCCACAAA